Molecule: messenger RNA, 804 nt
Organism: Lentinula edodes (shiitake mushroom)
Lineage: Eukaryota; Fungi; Basidiomycota; Agaricomycetes; Agaricales; Omphalotaceae
Exons: 9
Coding region: 241-681 (146 amino acids)
Source: RefSeq, a predicted model, not a curated record
CUGAAUAGUCAGAGGAGGGCCGUCGCCGAUUUGUGCACAAAGUCCGAAGCCGACAUGAAAUAAGGCCAUCGAUAAACCAAAAUCCGUAGUGCAGGUCCGAUGUUUAUCAGCUGUGUCUGAUUUCACAUAAAAAGCUCGUUCCCCUCAUUUCGACUCCUCACGCUGAGCUGGUCUCUUCCUCGCGGUUCACUCAUUCCAUUGCCGGUCAAUUCCAACCCAAUCAUCUCCCUGUCGAUAAAUAUGUUCACCAAAUCGUUCGCUUCCUCCUUUGUUUUGGUCUUCGUUUCCGUCAUGGCUAUGUUUGUUUCGGUGUCUUACGGCGCUCCGAUUGCUGUUCGGAGGUCUACCGCGCUUGCUGCUCGGCAAGAUACUUCAGCGAGUGGGACUACAUACAGCGGGGAUGGGACCUGGUAUGAGACUGGAUUGGGCGCAUGUGGCAUAACCAAUACCGAUGGAGACCCUAUCGUGGCGAUUGGUUAUCAGGGUUUCGAUUCCUAUCCCGGAGCCACGGCCAAUCCAAAUGAUAAUCCCAUUUGUAACAAGAAAGUCACCAUAUACUAUGGGGGCAAGACCGCCACAGCUACAAUCACUGACCGAUGUGCUGGAUGUGCGGGGGCCGACGACCUUGACAUGAGUCCUUCCCUAUUUGACGUGACCCAGGUAUUGGACGGGUCAGCAUAACCUGGAACUACUCUUAAGCGCAGUUGGCUCAUUCAUGCGUUCUUGUGAAUGAAUAUCUGUUUUGGGGCUCUGAUUUCUGCGCCCGUUCGCUGGUUGAUCCAGCAGCGGCAUACCUUCCUUCGA